AUGCAAAAUACACUAAAGAUAUUUUGCAUUUUCCUGAUUGUUAUCUUCACUGUGUCUUGUGGUCUUUAGGCUCCUCAGAUGAAAACAAAAGAAGAUGCAGAAAAAACACAGAACAAUUUGGUCCAAGGUUCAUGAAAGUCUGGCUGUAACUCUUGGGAGUGUGUCUAUAAUUAUUGUGACAUUAAGUGCUGCUGUGUGGUGUGUGAAUAUGAACAGCCAAGAGUGGGAGCCUUGACUGCUCCCAAGGCUACAACUUAA
This is a messenger RNA of Cricetulus griseus (Chinese hamster), 258 nucleotides long. The record is from RefSeq and is a predicted model, not a curated record. Lineage: Eukaryota; Metazoa; Chordata; Mammalia; Rodentia; Cricetidae.